AAACAUGUUUUUGUCAUAUUUGGCAGUUUGUAUAACAACAAGUAUGGUGCUUGUUCAAUGUCGUGAUUGUAAAGAUUAUGACCUAUCGGCAUCUGACCAGUCUUUACUUAUGAAGCACUACCUUCGUAACUCUAGAAAUGAGGAAAGCCUUUCAAAAGGAAAGACGAUCGCCUCAGGUGUGACGUAUGCAAGGUGGGGAAGGAAAGAAUGUCCAACAGGAGUAGAAACGGUUUAUACAGGACAAGCUGGUGGUAACCAGUAUUCACAUAAAGGAGGAGGGGUUAACUAUUUGUGUCUACCAAACAACCCCGAUAACGGAGAACACUUUCCAGAUGAAACUAACCAGAUAUUUGGUGCCGAAUACGAGCUUGCUUCCUCAAAGUUUCCAUCAGGAAUGAAAAACAUAAAAACUUUACACAAUAAAGAGGUGCCAUGUACUAUUUGCUACCAAAGAAAAAGAUCAACUGUUCUGAUGAUACCAGGGAGGAAAACCUGCUACAAAGGCUGGACAUUCGAGUACAAAGGAUAUAUCAUGUCAGAUCAUAAAGAUUACAGCAGCAAAGAAUAUGUAUGUGUUGACAAAGAUGCCGAGCCUGUCGACAAUAAAUCUAGCAAUGAAGAUGGGGCCUUAUUUUAUGGAAUCAGAACCAAAUGUGGCAGUUUGAGGUGUCCACCAUACAAAGAUGCUACAGAUGUGCGAUGCGUUGUUUGUACAAAAUAA
Messenger RNA from Mytilus trossulus (common blue mussel), 721 nucleotides. RefSeq names its product short-chain collagen C4-like. NCBI's taxonomy places the organism in Eukaryota, Metazoa, Mollusca, Bivalvia, Mytilida, Mytilidae. The transcript has 4 exons. The record is from RefSeq and is a predicted model, not a curated record. Bases 5 to 721 code for a protein of 238 amino acids.